AUGGAGAAGCACAACAUGGUGAGUGAGGAAAUGCUGUCUCCUGAUGGGGAGGAGCAGAGGGCAGUGACCUAUGAUGAUCUACAUAUCAACUUCACUCAGGAAGAGUGGGAUUUGCUAGAUCCUUCCCAGAAGAAUCUCUACAAAGAUGUGAUGCUGGAGACCUUCAGGAACCUCACUACUAUAGGGUACAUUUUGGAGGACUGUAACACUGAAGAACAUAGUCAAUGUUCUAGAAGACCUGCAAGAAAUGAAAAAACACGUACUGGAGAAAAAUGCUGUGAAAUGAAGCAAUGUGGUAAAGCCUUUGCUUAUCACAGUCAUCUUCAAAUGCAUGAAAGAACACACACUGGAGAGAAACCCUAUGAAUUUAAUCUGCUUGGUAAGGCCUUUGCUAAUCACAGCCAUCUUCAAAAGAAUAAAAGAAGAUAUACUAGAGAGAAACCCUAUGAAUGUAAUCAGUGUAGUAAGGCCUUUGCACAUCACUGUGAACUUCAAUUGCAUAAAAGAACACAUUCUGGAGAGAAACCUUAUGAAUGCAAUCAGUGUGGUAAGGCCUUUGCUCAACGUGGUAAUCUUCAAACACAUAAAAGAACACAUACUGGAGAUAAACCCUAUGAAUGUAAUCAGUGUGGUAAGGCCUUUGCUUACAACUGUGCUCUUCAAAAUCAUAAAAGAACACAUACUGGAGAGAAACCCUAUGAAUGUCAUCAAUGUGGUAAGUAUUUUGCAUGUCAGGAUCAUCUUCAGUUGCAUAAAAGAACACAUACUGGAGAGAAACCUUAUGAAUGUAAUCAGUGUGGUAAGGCCUUUGCUUACAACUGUGCUCUUCAAAAUCAUAAAAGAACACAUACUGGAGAGAAACCCUAUGAAUGUCAUCAAUGUGGUAAGUAUUUUGCAUGUCAGGAUCAUCUUCAGUUGCAUAAAAGAACACAUACUGGAGAGAAACCUUAUGAAUGUAAUCAGUGUGGUAAGGCCUUUGCUUACAACUGUGCUCUUCAAAAUCAUAAAAGAACACAUACUGGAGAGAAACCCUAUGAAUGUCAUCAAUGUGGUAAGUAUUUUGCAUGUCAGGAUCAUCUUCAGUUGCAUAAAAGAACACAUACUGGAGAGAAACCUUAUGAAUGUAAUCAGUGUGGUAAGGCCUUUUCUCAACACAGUACUCUUCAAACCCAUAAAAGAACACAUACUGGAGAGAAACCCUAUGAAUGUAAUCAGUGUGGUAAGGCCUUUUCUCAACACAGUAAUCUUCAAAUGCAUAAAAGAACACAUACUGAAAAGAAACCCUAUGAAUGUAAUCAGUGUGGUAAGACCUUUGCUCAACACAGUCACCUUCAAACACAUAAAAGAGGACAUACUGGAGAGAAACCCUAUGAAUGUGAUGAAUGUGAUAAAGUCUUUGCUCAGAACUGUGCUCUUCAAUUGCAUAAAAGAACACAUACUGGAGAGAAACCCUAUGAAUGA
Chionomys nivalis (European snow vole) is the source of this 1461-nucleotide messenger RNA. RefSeq names its product zinc finger protein 431-like. Gene Ontology annotation, molecular function: DNA-binding transcription repressor activity, RNA polymerase II-specific. Gene Ontology annotation, biological process: negative regulation of transcription by RNA polymerase II. Bases 1 to 1461 code for a protein of 486 amino acids. The transcript has 5 exons. Lineage: Eukaryota; Metazoa; Chordata; Mammalia; Rodentia; Cricetidae. The record is from RefSeq and is a predicted model, not a curated record.